GCGGGGACUGGGGGGCUGAGGACUAUAAAGCGCAGGCAGCGAGGCGGGCGACCCACUUGCAGUGAGCGCCCACCCUGACUCGCCUGCUGCUCAGGACUCAGGAUGGCCGCCACCUGCCACUGUCUGUCGCUGCUGCUUCUGAGCACCUCUGUGGCUCUGCUGUUGCCGGAAGCCUGGGGAGCCCCUCCGGAGCCUGUGUACCCUGGGGACAAUGCGACACCGGAGCAGAUGGCCCAGUACGCAGCCGAGAUGCGGAGAUACAUCAACAUGCUGACCCGGCCCAGGUACGGGAAGAGCACGGAGGACAAGGACGACGUGCUGGGCUUCCCAGGGUGGCGCCUGCCCCACUCAGCAGCCCCCGGGUUCCAUCGCCCGUCUGCUUGGCUCCCCACAGUAUAGGGGCACAGGGCACCAGGCAGUCCUCCUGGAGCACAGGGCUGUCCCCACAGGGAGCCGCGUCUGUGGGUGAGCUGCGCCAGCUGCCCGCCGCCUGGGAGCCCCGGCAGCACCAGUGCGCCCUGCCCCGGCCCCACUAAUAAAGCAAGCGCC
This is a messenger RNA of Heterocephalus glaber (naked mole-rat), 549 nucleotides long. It is a transcript of the gene Ppy, whose product is annotated as pancreatic polypeptide. Gene Ontology annotation, cellular component: extracellular region. The record is from RefSeq and is a predicted model, not a curated record. Gene Ontology annotation, molecular function: neuropeptide Y receptor binding; neuropeptide hormone activity. Lineage: Eukaryota; Metazoa; Chordata; Mammalia; Rodentia; Bathyergidae. Gene Ontology annotation, biological process: neuropeptide signaling pathway; feeding behavior.